This is a messenger RNA of Thamnophis sirtalis, 7670 nucleotides long. NCBI's taxonomy places the organism in Eukaryota, Metazoa, Chordata, Lepidosauria, Squamata, Natricidae. The record is from RefSeq and is a predicted model, not a curated record.
AUGGAUUUAGACCUGAUAACUGGGCAAGGAGGGGUUCCUAUAGAAGAGCGAGCUCCAGGGGACCCGAAGAGACAAAUUACCUGGGGGGUCGUCACCUUCGGGGGGCUCCUACUUGGUGCUGUGGCUCUUGACUGUCUCUGUGCUGGUCGUCGUCGGCGAUGGCAACGCAGCGCUGAUGGCUACGCCUCUGGGCAGUGCCUUCAGCGUUUCCAACGUCACCGGCAGCUUCAAGAGCAGCUUCAACGGCAUCUUUUCGAUCGUGAGGAGCNCGCCAACAAAAGAGCACCAUCAGAAGCGCAAUUACAGUUAAAAUUUGAUUUUUUUUUAAGAUAUGGGCAAAAAGGCAAAGCCAUCAGAAUAGAGAAAAUUGUCUACACGGGAAAAGAAGGCAGAAGUGUUCAAGGCUGCCCUAUAGCUAAAUGGGUGAUUCGUCGAAAUGGAACGGAAGAAAAACUUCUUUGUUUAGUGCGAGAACGUGCAGGCCACCACUGUGAAACAGCUGUGAUAGUUGUACUUAUCUUGGUGUGGGAAGGAAUACCUCAGAGCCUAGCAGACAAGCUGUACUCUGAAUUGUCUGACACUUUAAUGAAGUAUGGCACACUCACAAACCGGCGGUGUGCACUCAAUGAAGAACGAACCUGUGCGUGCCAAGGUCUAGAUCCUGAGACUUGUGGUGCUUCUUUUUCUUUUGGUUGUUCCUGGAGUAUGUACUAUAAUGGUUGCAAAUUUGCCAGAAGCAAGAUUCCAAGAAAGUUUAAACUAUUAGGCGAUGAUCCAAAAGAGGAAGAAAAGCUAGAAUCCAAUCUGCAAACUUUGUCAACUCUGAUGGCCCCCACUUACAAGAAACUGGCACCUGAUGCCUAUAACAAUCAGGUCUGCACACUUACCAGAGAAGACAAUCGUGAAAUUGGCCAAACACCAGAAGAUGAGCAAUUGCAUGUGCUACCCUUGUAUAAAAUAUCCAACGUAGAUGAGUUUGGAAGCACAGAAGGUCAGGAAGAAAAAAAGCGAAAUGGUAGCAUCCAGGUUCUUAGUUCUUUCCGACGAAAAGUAAGGAUGCUGGCAGAACCUGUGAAAACCUGUCGGCAAAAAAAAUUGGAAGCCAAGAAAGCAGCAACAGAAAAGCUGGCCUCCAUGGAGAAUGGGCCUAACAAACACGAGAGAGAGAAACCAGCCACAGCACGUCAAAAGCAGGUCAAUGCAGAAGCAUCAGCUCAUAGCAAGCAAUUAGCAGAUCUUUUGCAUCUUUCAGGAGCAGCUGUGCCACAACAGCAACUUUAUCAACAUCCAUGCCAGGCUCUUCCUUCUAAACCUCAGUCAAAUCAUGGCAAUUUAUACUCUGCUUCUGACCCUACCAAUCUCUAUAUGAGUCUUGCUAAUCCAGCUAAUCCAUAUUCUAACUCUACGCAUCCUUCCAAUCCUUAUGGAGGAUCCAAUCCAAUGAAUAUCUACCAAACUUCAUCACAACCUACAGGACCUUAUUUGAAUUCUUCCAGCCUCAUCAAUCCCUAUUCUAUUCAUUUAGGUCAAAAUAACCAGUAUCCUCAUUACCCAUGCAAUGGAAGCUUAUCAAUAGACAAUUGUUCUUAUUACAAUUCCUAUUCUGCUCAGACUCAGCAUAUGGACUUGUUUAGCUAUCAGAACCAAGAUUCUCUGUCUAAACUAAGUCUACCUCCAAUACAUACAUUGUAUCAGCAUAGGAUUGCAAAUAAUCAGAAUUUUGGGCACAGGUACUUGAAUUAUGGAAACCAAAAUGUGCCAGUAGAUGCUUUCAACAAAUGCACCUUUAGACCAAAUGUUCACCAUGCAAGUUCUUUCCCAUCUUACGCCCAGCAUGAGACUGAUAACCCUUUUAUGGACAUCACCUCCAGGCUGAAAUCUAAUCUGAAUAAUCCAGGUGUGGACUUCAUGAAUAAAAAUGGUGACCAUCUGUAUCCCCCAGCACACCUUGCCCAUGACUAUCACAGCCUGUUCAAUGGCUCUUCUCAUUCACUCCAUCUCCAGAACAAGAAUAGCCAGGCAGCCAAUGGGCUGUCAAACCUCUUUCCAGAUUUCAACCCUAAUAGAACUGCUUCCGAAGUAGGUGCAAAUAAAACAGAGGGGCUCAAUGCAGAGGACCCUGAUGAUGUCUGGUCAGACAAUGAGCAGAGUUUUCUGGAUCCAGAAAUAGGUGGCGUUGCAGUGGCCCCAUCCCAUGGAUCAAUCCUUAUAGAGUGUGCUAAGCGUGAACUCCAUGCUACCACCCCCGUGAAAAACCCCAACAGGAAUCACCCUACAAGGAUAUCACUUGUCUUCUACCAACACAAAAGUAUGAAUGAGCCAAAGCAUGGGCUGGCUUUGUGGGAGGCAAAAAUGGCUGAGAAGGCAAGAGAAAAAGAAGAGGACUGUGAGAAGUAUGGUCCGGAUUAUGUGCCUCAGAAAGUACAUGGCAAAAAAGUAAAACGGGAGCCUGCUGAAUUAAACGAGAACCUGGAACCAACCUAUUUUAGAUUUAUCAGGUCCCUUGCACAAAGGACGAUGUCUCUUACCACAAAUUCCACAGUAACCACAUCUCCAUAUGCCUUUACACGGGUUACAGGGCCUUAUAACAGAUAUAUAUAAAAGUCACCUUUGUUUAUUACCUCAUCCUUUAAAAAAAAAAGUUAGUAAUUAUUCCCUUUAGAUUAGAUAGAGUCCGAGCAAGACACAGUAUUUUUCUUUUUCACUUGUCAUUGAGGAGAUCUCCUCCAUCCCAGCAAAACAAGUAAUUUUACCACUGCAUCUAUUUGGAGAGCUGUCACAAGUCACAAUUCGAAACUGAAACCAAAGUAUCCUAUGCAAAAGGAAGACGACAUAACCACCAACUGGGACUGAAAUACUGCUAUGACUACUGGUAAAAAAAAAGAAUGACCAUACUUUUUUUUAAAAAUGUACAUCUAUAACCAUUUUGCUCAGGAGCAGAUAAAGCAAGAGAGUGUGUUUUUGUUUUUAAUGGUGAAAACUCUGUAGUGUCUCUUCUGCAGAAAAUUGAAGAUUCUGCUAGGUGCUAAACUGAUGGUAUACUGAAAUGCUUACUGGAAAUGUAGUUUUUAGCAUGGAACAUUUUGUUUGUUUGUUUUUUGUUUCGCUUUGUUUUGUUUUGGCUAUGAUUUUAACAUAAAUUAAUGUUAAUCAGGAUAGCUACCCUUACAACAAAAGCACUGAAUUUGUUUUGGCUAUUCUAAAACGUGGUGCUAGAUAUAAAAAUGGUGUCUACUGCAGCAUUUAGACAAGUUUUAAUGUCUUUUAUUAGCACUAGAUAGGAUUUAAAAAAAAACAAUCCUGCUCUCCUUAAUCCAUAAACAAAACGUUUACAUUUGUGAUGACAUCCAGUUAAUCUGAUUUUUUUUAAAAAAAAAUAAUCAGCUACAACUCAUUGUUUAAAGCAUGGGUGUCCAACCAAUAGCUGUGGGUUGGACACACUUGUUUUAAAGCAUGGAAACCUGGAUGAAACAAGGGCAAGAUUCAACAAAGCUAUCGCAUGAGCACUGCAGGCAGAAUGUGCCAGUAGCAGCUAGAAUAAUGAAAGGAAAAAGGCACCUUUUUAAACUAAGAAGACCUCUCCCUAUUCAGCCCCAGAAGAAUUAAUCCUCACACUUCAAUGGCUGAACCGUGGAAUUGAUGGCAUCUCUCAAACAAACAAAGCUUAACCAUUGGUUAGUACUGGGGCAUGCAUCCAUUCUGGUUUAUCUACAGGAACAGUUGAAAUAUUAAGGUCCUGUGUUCAGCAUCCCCAUGUUCGGUAGGUGCUAUAGCAGUGAUGGCAAACCUUUUUGGCAUUCAGUGCACGCAAAAUGCAAUAUAAACUUCCUAAUUAACUUUAACAAAAAAGGAUUUAGAUGACACAGUAUGGGUAUGAUCAGGCUUUAUUUUGCCUGUUUCUGAUUUCUCACAGUUUCGGUGCUGGGCAAACCAGUUGCUCUAUUAUGUGAUGCCCAUCUCUGAUCCUUUCUCAAUCUAUGCUAACAUUUUGAGGAAUAUUUUCCCGGUGGCUUAAUGCCCCACAGAAUUGCAAAUAAGAAAAGAAACUGGUCUUCUUUUAUUUGAAUAAAGCGAUUGAAGAUAACAGUUUUAUUUUGAUUAUCAAAUCAAGAUAAAACUGCAAAAUAUGCAAAUAAGGCUUACAUGGUACAGCCCUGAAUUCUCAUUCUGCUACUUCUCCAUGCUAAAUAAGCUUUGUUGGAUCUCACCAGAAUUCAUUUCACUUGGCAAAGAUCUGAUUAAGAGCAGCCAACAAUAGAAAAAUGUUUUGUGAAUGGUGCUUGAAAAACUCUUUAGAUGUUGUUGCAGUGUUGCCACUGAAUAAUAUUAUCUGGGUGCUAAAACUUUCCAGACAUUUACUGUAACAUUAAAAGAAACUUAUUUGAAUAAAUGUAUGCAGUAUAUGCAUAUUAAAUUCAAUAUUACCUGGAAUCACUGGGAGUCGGGUAGCAUGUACUUUUAAUAACUUAUUGUUAGAUUGUAGAGAGUAAUCUGCAGUUAGAAUCAUAGUCCAAGAUUGGUGAAAACUUAUUAAUUCAAGACUUAAUGAAGAACUUAAGAAUUAUUAAGAUAGUACCUUAAAGAUGGAGCCCGUUUCCAGCAAAGUGGCUUUCUGUAAAAUUAAGAUAUUCAGGUUCAAUAAAUUCAAGGUUUCCAAAUGUUCAGUAAAUCCUUUAGGUUAGGCUCCAAGGGCUGCAAACAAGAUUGUUAUAACAGCAGAUUUCUUUUCUCAUAAAUGUUCAACUUCUACAAGCGUUCAACAAAUUACAAUUAUUGUUAUUACAAUCUUUUGAUUAAAAUAACAAUAUUGGGGCAAAUUUGAUUGGGGCAAAUUUAUAUAAGAUGGAAUGGGGAGAAGGUAUUUGUAAUUGCAAACAGCAGGAGAAGGUUUUUAAGCCAAUUAUAGACACAAACUGAAAACCAUUUCUCAAACACUCGCUAAAUAAAGAAUAGAGAAAAAAUAAAUCCUUUAUUUACUCUAUUCAACCAGAGGUAACGGGAUUUAAAAAAAAAUACAAGCUUUGUGUUUUGGUGCUCGUCUUACACAGGUAUAUUGUAAAUAUUAAUUUUAACUAUUUUAAUGAAAAACUCCUUUCUGAAAUAGUACACAUUUUAAGUUUUUAAUAUAUAUAUAUAUAUAUGUCACAGAUACAAAAACGUGUUAAACUUGACCAUUUUGUCAUGAUUUUGAGCUACUUUUUAAAGAUCCAUAGCAUUCUACAGAUGAUGGUUACUGCUUUAUUUAAUCAUGGAUUAUUUAUGUUAUGGUAUAUGGCACUGCUCAGUGUAAUGUGGCCAUAUUUUCUAGGAAAUGUUGAGAAGGGUCAACACAAAGAAAUACAGGGUUGUACUGUAGGAAGUUAGGGGCUUGGGGAGAAUACAGUAGAGGCAGCUGGCUUGCUGUGAUGGUUUUUAAUUUGAUAGUUUGUAUAAAAGUGUAAGCAAAACAGAUGUAUAGUAACUUGUAAACAAUUUUAAAGCAAUGUUUUAGUAUUUUAAUAAUGUACAAAUAUAUAAAUAUAUAUUAUAUAUCAAUAUAUAUAUCUAUAUAUCUAUAUAUGGAUUUGGAACUCAACUCACAUCAUGGUGCUACUUGGCCUGUUCUCUAAAAAAAGUGUGCUAAAACCAUGUUCAAAUUAUGUUUGAAUUAUGCUCCUAUUUGUCAUAUACCUCAAUUUUACUUGGCAGUAGGAUUUUAAAUGGUGAUAUAUAAGAUAUCAUGUUCCCCUGAUUUUCUGCUUCGCUAAUAUUUGGGAAAAAGAAAUUCUCACUACUUGAUAGCAAGUGUAACUUGAAUUUUAACACAUAGUUUUGUUCUAAAAAUUCAGGGAUAUAUCCUCUCACAAUUUCCUUAGUAAGCCAAUGUAUCAUCUGUGAAUGUGUAUGUAAAAUUUUAUUGUACAGAUUGAUAAAUAUUGUUGAACCCUUUUUUAAAAUUCUACUUUAUUUUUGAGAAUCUCAACUGUUUUUUAAUUCUGCUUCUAACUUUUACUUGUAAAUGUAUUAAUGGCAAAUUUUGCGGAGUAAAUCCAUUUCUUCUUUUUUAUAACAAUGGAAGUGCAUUUUUAAUAUUGUAAACUCUGUUUUGAGGUUUCUUAUUUUACAUCCUCCCCCUUUGCAUGUCACAUAUAAAAUAAAUCAUAGGUUGCACUGAACUGACAAGAGGACAAAGUAGGUAUUUGGCUGCUAACCAUUUGCAAGAAGGUUGUGCCUUUUCCAAAUUCUAUAAAUAGGUUUUCAACGGUGAUUGCAGUUUUAUUUCAUGGGCUUUGAAGACAGAGCUUAAAGAACAGAGAAAUUCAUGGAGAAAAGACUACAAGAAAGACUACCAGCCAUGCCAACUGUAGACUACCUUUAAGGUUGGGGGCAGCAUAUAUCUGAAUGUUAGUUCCUGAGAUACAACAUUUGGGAAAGAAGUAUAGUAUUUGUAUUCUGUAUGCAAUUCUUUGCAUCCGGUUGGCUAUUGUGAGAAAAGCAUACAGGACUUGUUAACUUUUCGUCUAGCCCAGUUGAUCUUACAUUAGGCAUAGGCAUUUCUAAAAUAUGGCAGUACAAUACACACACACACACACACACACACACACACACAUAUGAAUGUGUGUAAAACUUGAUUCUGAAACAAGUUACUUGUAUUUUUUUCACUCACUAUCAAGGGUACAUGGACAUACCAUAUCUGGGCUGCAGAAAUCAGAAUAAUCACUACAUGGCAGCAAGAGGUUUUCUGCCUGUCCUUGUUUCCAUCCAGUAAAUUAUCUUGUCAUCCAGACUUAUUUGCAAUCUAGCCUAAGGGAACCCUUUGGAUAUUGCUGAGCUUCCACCUAAAACAGUUAUAGAUCAGCACAAUCUGGAGACGUUCCUCACCCUUGUUUCACACAAUCAACUUCCCUAUGAAAUCAGUGGAAUUAUCAAGUUGCCUCAAGAGUAACCUUUGCAAGACCAAUGCCUUCCCUUUGUUUUUUCUUUAAUUGAGUUUUAUUAUCUGAUUAUAAUUCUUCGUUGAGUAUGUCAUGAUCAAGCAUAUGCAAUGCCACAACUACAAAGGUCCUCUGCUCUCACUUUAAAUAUAUGAGCUUAGUUAUCUCUUACAUAGUCACCCCAAACUGAAGCUCUGAGGUACAUGUAGAUGCCUUGGUAUGGGCAAGGGCUAUUACAUUUUGAUACAAUGUCCACGAGGAAACCUCUUUCCUUUGAAUAAAUCAGAAUUCUCUCUUCACUGUUGUAUAAAUGUAUAAGCAUUGUUGGAUUGGAAGACUUGUCUAGCAAGUUAAUUGAACUUUAGUUAUUCUUUACAUGGGUCUACCUGAUGUAAAGCAAUGUUGAUUAAAAUAAAAAGCCAAACAAUGCAGGUAGUGCUUACUUACCAACUGUUUUGUUUAGCUAUCAUUCAAAACUUCAAUGGUUGGAAAACAUCCUCCCAUUUACAGCCAUUGAAGCAUCUGUGCAAUCGCUGUUCUCAUACUUCAAAACCAGCAUGCAUUUAUGACUGUUGAGGCAUCCCACAGUGUCAUGAUUGUCAUUUGCAAGCUUCACAACUGACUUCCACCAUUGCAUUUGCAGAGAAUGUGGAAGUAAAGUUGCCAAGUCACAAUCACAAGAUAUGUCUCUUAAUAGCAAUAGCAAUAGCAGUUAGACUUAUAUACCGCUUCAUAGGGCUUUCAGCCCUCUCUAAG